CGGAGAAAUGGACACGGAGCGACUCAGAAUCGAUCCGUCUGGUAUGGGCCGAAAAGGUGGAGAAGAGCGGAAGAAAAUGAAGGUACCAAUACCGAAGGGGAAAAACGAACUGUUGGGGGGAUUAUUAGUCCAUGGGUACACAGAGCGAAGCGCAAUCUAUCAGGCGCAACACCCACCCAAUCAGGACCCGAUUCUACACUACAUGGAACGCUUAAAGAAGGAAGUAAAGCUGGGGGAUGGAUAUCAAGUUGUUACUCCCAAAGUACUUGUUGACGUUGACAAUCUUCGUUUGGAUGGGAAGAACUACGGUAUUUGGCGUUGUAAUAUGAAUGAACAUGUCCUAGAUAAUCUUAGAGGUGUGCUCUAUGGGCCACGCCAAAGUUUUGUGGUAGAAACAGAAGCAAGUGUUGAAGAAAUUGCUCGAUCAAUGGCUGCCGAAGAGAAAUGGAACGAGUAUGACGCCCUGUGUUUUCAUACAAUCUUGAACCAUCUAUCUGAUGAUCUCUUUCUUCAUUACUCAAAGAGGAGGAAGAAAACAAGUGCCAAGCAACUGUGGCAUGAGCUGGAAUUGAGGUUUGGAGGACACGAAUCUCGGGUUCAAAAGUACCUGGAAUUUCAUUUGCUCGAGGAGGAGGAACCAAUGGUGGAGCAAGUUGAAGAAAUAGAUUUUAUGUUCGGAGAUCUGGUUGAGUGUGACAGAAUAGCGAUAGAUGAGGAAUUCCAUGUGAAUGCAAUCAUCUCCAAGCUCCCCCCAUCUUGGGAGGAUGUGUGCAUUGAGUUGAUGCGCGAGGAGCAUCUACCUCUUACAAAGCUGAUUCAUCGCUUGAAGGUUGAACAACAAUCACGCAUCAAUUAGUUAAUC
Messenger RNA from Prunus avium (sweet cherry), 862 nucleotides. NCBI's taxonomy places the organism in Eukaryota, Viridiplantae, Streptophyta, Magnoliopsida, Rosales, Rosaceae. The record is from RefSeq and is a predicted model, not a curated record.